Ostrea edulis (European flat oyster) is the source of this 893-nucleotide messenger RNA. RefSeq lists its product as uncharacterized. Lineage: Eukaryota; Metazoa; Mollusca; Bivalvia; Ostreida; Ostreidae. The record is from RefSeq and is a predicted model, not a curated record. The coding region runs from base 207 to 785 and encodes 192 amino acids. The transcript is spliced from 5 exons.
GUUCCGUCUUAAAUGUGCAUGCAUUACCUACGUCAUAAAGAUGAUUGCCUGUUUAACAUGACCUUUCCUUGUUGGGGGACCUGACCCUACUUUUAAAACAUAAUUUUGGAAAAUUUCGCAACGUACAAGUCAUCAUAUGUGUAUAAAAAGGCGCUGAGAGUUUUUCUCAUCAGACCUGAUUCCGGAUUUGAAUCAGUGAAACAAUCAUGGGGGUCGUCAUUGCUUUAUGCAUUUUAAAUUUCAUCAAUUUCGUUUUUGGAUGUUAUCCAAUUAUAAACCACGACCAGUCACAAUACUGUAGUGCUCAGUAUGUAUUUACUGGUGUUGUUCGAUCUUCUCGAGAAACAGACAGUGAGGCAGUUUUUCAAAUUCAACUAACAUCAACUAUCAAGGGACGGAUAGGAUUCCCAGGGAGCAUGACUACUGUUUACGGAAGGGGGAAACUAAACUCAUGUGGACCCACAAGGCUCAAUCGCAACCAAGAAUAUAUCUUAUAUACUUCUACAUACGAUCCCUCCACUAAUAGACCGGAGAUAUUUGUACAGCACGAUCCAAACUUCACCAAUCUGAACAGAAUCAAGAGAUAUGACUGUUCAUGUGAAAUUGAGAUUGAUCUUCCACGACAACCAUUUCCAAACAGCAUGACUCCCGCUGAAGAUAAGUGCGUGAUCACUGAAAGAGAAUACAACUGUAACUUCUUCAAGGGGUACUGUGGUCGAAGAAACGGAAUCUACGGAUCGCAAGUGUGUCAAUGGAUCGCACCUAAUAAUGUUUGUCCUCCCUGAAAAUAUCUGAAUAACAGUCUUAGCAUAAUAUCUAUGUAUAUAAUUGUAUGAAUUAUGUUUAAUAAAUCGAACUUUGAUUCAUGACCUGCUCAAAUUACACCUAAGCCA